AUGGCCGCGCCAGAGACCGUCGACACCUUCCAGCAUCAGUUCGAGUUCGUUUAUGAGGAGGUUCCUGUGGCUCUCUAUCGAUGCACUGAGACUGGAUUGCGAGUGGCGGCCGCGCAGGUCAAGUCGCCGACCGUGCAUGGUUACUUUACGGUGCAAACGGAAGCCUUUGACGAUUUCGGAUGCCCACACACUUUGGAACAUUUGAUCUUCCUUGGCAGCGAGCAGUACCCCUUCAAAGGUGUCCUGGAUGUUUUAGCCAACCGCUGCUUGGCUCAGGGCACCAACGCGUGGACGGCGACAGAUCACACUUGCUACACAGUGGACACGGCCGGAGCGGAGGGCUUCCUCCGGUUGCUGCCGGUCUACUUGGAUCACGUGCUAUUCCCCACUUUGAAGGACAGCGGCUUCGUCACUGAAGUGCAUCACAUCACUGGGGAGGGCGUCGAUGCGGGAGUGGUCUACUGCGAGAUGCAAGCAAGGGAGAAUGAGGCUGGAGACAUGUGCGACCGUGCCAUGCGCCUGGCAGCCUAUCCAGGCCGCUGUGGCUACAAAUCCGAGACCGGAGGACGCCUCAAGGAGUUACGCGAGUUGACCAACGCCACGGUGCGAGACUACCACAAGUCUUACUACAGGCCGGACAAUUUUUGCGUGAUUGUCACUGGACAGGUGCCAUGGCUGGGGUUGUUGAAGGCCUGCGCACCCACUGUGGCCAGCAUCAAGAAGAGCCACUUCAAAGGGCUUCCGGCCAUGGAGAGGCCCUUCUCCAGCGCUGUGCCUGGUGUUAGCCAGCAGCAGGAAGUGAGGAUGACCUUUCCUGCAGAAGAUGAAAGCACAGGAGCGAUCUGCGAGCUUUGCUGGCACGGCCCAGGAUGGUCUGACUUGGAGAAUGUGGUCGCUUUGAAGGUCUUGCUGGCGUACCUAUGUGAAGAUUCCAUCUCACCGCUGCGGAAGGCACUGGUGGAGACCGUGCCACCGUUGUGCGGGAAGAUCUCCGAAGGUUUGCACGAGUACAAGACUCAGCUCAUUAACAUCACCUUAAAGAGCUGCGACGUGGAACAGCUCCAGAAGAGAGACGUCACCUCUGAGGUGCAAGCAGCCUCUCCCUGA
This is a messenger RNA of Durusdinium trenchii, 1107 nucleotides long. Lineage: Eukaryota; Dinophyceae; Suessiales; Symbiodiniaceae. The record is from the annotation of a GenBank genome assembly.